AGGAAAAUUUAUUUGAGGGUGAUUUAUGCAGCCCUGUUAUACAUAUAUUUUGUAACAGAAGUAUUUCUUUAUAUUUUUUGUUUAUCAUUUGUAUUUUUCUCAUAUCAACAUUCAUUAGUUUAAUAUUGUUUCGGUGUUUUAGUUUCCUACGUAAGACACAUAAAGAAAACAAAAAAUUACAAAUAGAAUCAGAAGAAACUUCAAAAAAAUUAAGCCCCUCUGAAAAGAGCUUAGCAUAUUCUAGUUCAAAAAAGGUUAGCUUGGAAUUUCCUAUAAAAUUAAAUAUAUUUUACUGUGAGAAUAACUUAAAAGAUAUUAAUGAACCAAGUUCAAUGCAGAUAUUUGAAGCAAUUGUUGAGCAUUAUCUUAAAGAACUUUCAUUUUCUUCUGGGAUGGACUGGUCAUCCUUGUUUAGCCAAGCUGGGUACAGCCCGAUCGCCUCUACUUCUCCAUCAUCUCUCAGCUCAGUGAGUUCAAUCACUUCACCUCGGCUAAAUAGAAGAACAAUUCAACAACAUCGACGAGGGUCUCCAUCUACAGAUACCAAACAGCCUAAUUUUAAACUAACUAAAGAACAUUCAACACAUUUCUGGAUCAAGUAUGAACAGUUCCAAUCAGAAAUGAAGUGGGUGUAUCCAGAUAAUGUCUUAGACAUAGCAAGUGUUCAACAACUUUCCAAACAUGAUGAUAAAUUGUCAUCAAUUCUUCAAUUUUUACAUCAAAAUUGUAUUAAAAGUCAACAGUGGAGUAUGGCAACUUCAGUUAUAAAUUAUUCUCUUUUUCUCCUCCAACAAGAACUGAAAUGUCAUUGUCUGGAAGUGUCGGAACUAUUUACCUUUUCCAAGUUUGAAAGUGUUGGCAGUGCAGCAGAUGGAACUCUUAUAGGAUGUGCGGACAGAUUUGAUGUGCUGGUGGUUUUUGAGCUUUCCAAAUGUGGAGAAUUCUUAGCACUGCAUAGCAACCUAACGCCAGAAAUACCUGCUGGUCAAGUAAUCCUUGGUACCAGAGACGCAGAUGUUACUUCUACAAAUAAAAGUUAUCUUAAAAAAACUGUUGUGGAAAACAUCAUAGCAGAUUUCAUAUUACCAAAUGAAUUUGAAGACCAUAUUGAAAUUUUAAUUAAAAAAAUUAUUUUAAAAUUAAAUAGUUCAUAUAGGAAUAAAUUUGAUAAACUACCGUUUAGUUUUCAGAUGUCACCUAGUAAAAAGUUAACCAUUAGUUUUGAUACCAGAUUAAUGCAAGGCUUUGGUGUUGACAUUGCAGAAAUCAGCUUGAGAUUAAUACCAGCUAUCAGUCUUUCUUGUACAGAGAAUAGUUUACUCCCUCCUGUAUACGCAGUCCCCUCGUGGGGAGAUCACAUCAAACUUGGACUCAAUGGAAACACCCAAGCCAAAUCAAUGUUAGGUAGAAUAUUUAGAGAUGAUAUCCUGGAUCAUCUGUUUUGGAAUCUCUCUACAGAAAAACUGAAAUCUGGCAUCGUUGCUAGCUUUGAAAACAGGCUGCAGUUAAGUGGUGUCAGAAGCUGUCACAGACUAUGUCAGAUGACACUUAAAGCACUGUUUUCUCAAGGGAAUAAAAAUAAACUUCUGAAUAAAGGGGAAGUCGACGCUCACAUUAUAAGUCACGUGGUCAGUUUUCUUCUUCAGGAAAGUCCUCCCUCCGCAUGGACUUCUGACAACCUGUCAGACAGGGUCUCCGAUGCUAUUCACUUCUUGAGGUCAUCAUAUCAGAAUAUCUGGCUGCCAAAUUUUGCCAUUCACAAUCCUCAUCUUGUUGCCAAAAUGCCUUGUCUAGAAAAUAUGGCCGCACUCUUGUCAGGUAAACAACAGAAUUUGUUAGCACAUGUUAGUGAGGAUGCUGCCUUGAAAGUGUUAGAUUACAUUGAGCUUCGCCUACAAGAAACAGGACUAGCAAAGUGUGUGAAGAAUGAAUUUUCCUCCCAAAUGUGGGAGUAUGAAUUUUUUAUGUUUGGUUGAUAUUUAUUUUGAUUUUAAAAUAAAAGAAUUAAUCUGGCAUCUUUUCAAUAUCAGAGUUUAGGUCUGGUUAUUUUUAAUCAAGAAGUUUUUGUUUGAAUUUAUGUAAAAUUGAAUACACUAUAAAUUUUACUUUCAUAUAAUUAUCUGAGAUUUUCUAGAUCUUCAAGAUUUAAUUUUCAUAAAAAAUAGAACCACAGUUUUUUGGAGAUUGAUUUUUAAAAUAUUCUUGUAUUCACACAAUCCAAGCAGGCCUAUUAAGAAUGUUUUAUUUAUAA
Physella acuta is the source of this 2251-nucleotide messenger RNA. RefSeq lists its product as uncharacterized. Lineage: Eukaryota; Metazoa; Mollusca; Gastropoda; Physidae. The record is from RefSeq and is a predicted model, not a curated record.